Rhagoletis pomonella (apple maggot) is the source of this 458-nucleotide messenger RNA. RefSeq names its product putative nuclease HARBI1. The coding region runs from base 58 to 441 and encodes 127 amino acids. NCBI's taxonomy places the organism in Eukaryota, Metazoa, Arthropoda, Insecta, Diptera, Tephritidae. The record is from RefSeq and is a predicted model, not a curated record. The transcript has 2 exons.
UGCAGUGAACUAAAAGCUACUUUAGAAACGAUACAUAGAAAUGGCGAUCGUUGCUCAAUGUAUUUGGGUGAUUCGGGGUAUCCUUUGCAGCCAUAUUUGAUGACGCCAUUUCGGAAUGCAAGUGCUGGCAUUAGAGAAUUUUAUUUUAAUAAAAAACACGCCAAAGCACGAAAUAUAGUUAAACGGGCAAUAGCUGUUCUAAAAUGUUGCUUUCGAUGUCUUUCAACUGAAAGAAAGUUACAUUAUUCACCACAAGAGGCUACAAAAAUAAUUAAUGCUUGCUGCGUUUUGCACAAUAUAUGCUUGUACUUUAAGAUGACAACACCAGAAGAAGUUGCAAACUACAUAGAACCACCUAAUUUUACUGAAUUAUUGGAGGAGCGUGCUUCCACAAAUGAUGGGGAGCGUCGAAGAAACGAAAUUUUGUUAUCGUUAUUUUAAUAGUUUUACAUCCAACA